This is a messenger RNA of Anopheles merus, 10182 nucleotides long. RefSeq lists its product as uncharacterized. Gene Ontology annotation, cellular component: cytoplasm. The transcript is spliced from 15 exons. Gene Ontology annotation, molecular function: protein serine/threonine kinase activity; chloride channel inhibitor activity; ATP binding. NCBI's taxonomy places the organism in Eukaryota, Metazoa, Arthropoda, Insecta, Diptera, Culicidae. Bases 319 to 9063 code for a protein of 2914 amino acids. Gene Ontology annotation, biological process: positive regulation of potassium ion import across plasma membrane; positive regulation of sodium ion transmembrane transporter activity; intracellular signal transduction. The record is from RefSeq and is a predicted model, not a curated record.
AAAUCCAAUGGUAGCGGCACACGAUUCGAUCGUAGUGGUACACGAUUCGACCGUAGUGGAAAGCGAUUCAACCGUACUGGCACGGGAUUCAACCGUGGAUACACGCAUUCGAUCGUAGUGGCAUGCGAUUCGAAGCAGGCGGUUUGCGAUUCGAACGUAGCUGGAAACAGGUUUGUAUAGUAUCCAGCGGAACAUCGAAGAAACCCCAUUUGGGGUGGGCAAAGACCACAACCGAAACCGAAUAGCUGAUGAAGAUAUCGUAUUGGAAUUGCAGUAUCAAGUAGAUUGGAGAGUUUAUGUUGCAAUAAUGCCUUACAAAUGGGAGCCACGAAAAGAGCUUGUUUUGGCCGAAGCAAUUCAGUCCAGGCUACUACAUCAGUAGGCAACAGCCAAGAAACACAGCAAAACUUGAGAGUUUCUUCGGGAAACCAACACCAGCACAGCAAUCGAUUGAGAAGAUUGCGCUCUGCUAGUCAAUCAACUUCUGCAACUAGCUUGAACAAUUUAAACAAUAAUAGCAACAACGCAGGGUCUACCUCCUGCUUAUCUGCCGGUAAUAAUACAACGAAUAGUACUGGCAACUCUAUCAUCAGCAAUAUUACCAAUAAUAUUACAAGUACCACCAACAACAAUACUAUUACCUACAACCACAACAAUUGCAGUACGCUGAGACAUCAGCGCCAUCAUCAACAUCAUCUGUACACGAUCCGAUCUAGUACUUCUAGUACAACUUCAACAGCAGUCAACACGGGGGGUCUAAUAUCAAGAGUAUUUGAUCAUAGCAACAGUAGUGGCAGAAGCGAUAGCUCUCCUCAUUGUACCAACACCACUAGUCCAGCUGCUUCUGUUACCAGCUGUACUACGAUAUCAUUACCUGUCGUCUCUGAAAAUUAUUCUAGUAGUAGUAGUGUACCUGGAUUGGGUAGUACUGCCACUGGAAUUGGAAGCAAUUCACGACGAGCUUCCCCUAGUGAAAAAAAAAAACAUCUCCAAAAUAAAAACGAUGAUAAGAUGGAUGAAAAAAAGUCACAACAACAGAAACCCCCUGUCAAACAGCAUCAACACCUGCGUGAUACAACCCCAAUUAGUCGGAAAGGGGGAAAUCGCAAAGAUACAGAAGCAGAGGGAGGAAAAAGUACUUCGGCCAUCAAUGCAACUUCACCAAAGAAACGUAAUACAGUCAGAUAUCACGGAAUGAUAUCAAAGAUAUCCUCCGUACCUACUGAUAAAGAAAAAAAAGAAUCUACCGAGUCCAUGGAAGAUUACAAAUCUGUUGGCGAUAUAGAAGAUUAUGAAUUAAGUAGACAAUGCCAGGAAGAUGCAAUUAUCGCAGAACAAGAUAAUGUUAAAGAUCAUCCUUCAUCUACAUCAAACACAGCACAUCUUGAGCAUAAUGAAGAAGAAACCGUGUCCAAAGACGGUGGGAUACAUUCUGUAGUGAAUGUGAAAGAAACAAGUUGUUCGAAAGCGCUUACUAACGACUCUGGAAUUGAUGGUGAACAACAGUUAUCCAAUCCUCAUUUAGAUGAAAAUGGAAUAGUAGAAGAUGAAGAUGAUGGGGCUUUUGGUAGUAAUCCAUACGACAGGAAUAAUGAAGUUCGCCAGAAAGAUACAAGUAAAGUUAAAUUACUGGAAGAUGGCUCACGUGGGUCGGACAGUUCACAAAGUCGAACUAUUCUUCGCUUUGUACGAAAAAGCCUGGAAAAUACGGCUAUGUCAGUUAUAUAUUCGAAAAACUUCAUCGAAAAUGAAACGAUUGAGACAGAAUACCCCCGCAAUCUGGACGAUAAUAUUGAAUUAUUGAGCAGAGAAGCAGAAAACUUGGCUUUGCAAUUUAAGCCUUCUGAAGAAAAGCUAGUGCAAUAUGGUCCAAUAUUUGAUCUUGAGAAGUUUGAGGAACAACGCAAGCAACAAAAAAAGGAAGACGAUGAAGAUGAAGCGAUUGGCAUUUCUCCCUGUGGGCGUUUUCUGAAAUAUGAUAAGGAAGUCGGAAGGGGAUCAUUCAAAACCGUGUAUCGUGGGUUGGAUACCCAGACUGGUGUUGCCGUUGCAUGGUGUGAAUUACUGGAAAAGAAAGUAAAUCGGGUUGAGCGAACCCGAUUUCGGGAAGAAGCGGAAAUGUUAAAAAAAUUACAACAUCCAAACAUUGUAAGAUUUUAUAAUUACUGGGAAGCGGCACCAACGAUUGGAAACAAGAAGAAAAAUAUAGUUCUAGUUACUGAGCUUAUGCUUUCCGGCACAUUGAAAUCAUACUUGCGACGUUUUAAAAAAAUCAAUCCAAAAGUACUGAAGUCCUGGUGUCGGCAAAUUCUAAAAGGGUUGCAUUUCUUGCAUUCACGCACACCGCCUAUCAUUCAUCGUGAUUUGAAAUGUGAUAAUAUAUUUAUAACUGGUACGACAGGGAGCGUUAAGAUAGGAGACCUAGGAUUAGCCACAUUGAAAAACCGUAGCUUUGCAAAGUCGGUUAUUGGUACACCAGAGUUCAUGGCACCCGAAAUGUAUGAGGAACAUUAUGACGAAGCAGUUGAUGUGUACGCUUUUGGCAUGUGCAUGUUGGAAAUGGCUACCUCAGAGUAUCCGUACAAUGAAUGCAAUACACCAGCACAGAUUUACAAAAAAGUGACUUCUGGUGUAAAACCGCAAAGUCUAGAUAAGGUGGAAAACCCAGAGGUACGUGAGAUCAUCGAACGAUGUAUACAUGAUAAAAAAGAAGGACGACCAACGUGCAAGGAGCUUUUAAACUGUGAAUUUUUUUGCGAAGAUAUUGGUAUUCGGUUGGAACCUAUGUCAAAAGAUAUUUUCCUAACAAAUCCUGAAACCGUCCGUAUGGAAUUUCGGCUACGUAUCAUGGAUCCUAAAAAGCGUGUUAACAAACACAAAGAGAAUGAAGCCAUUCAAUUUGAUUUCGACAUUCGAGUAGAUGAUGCUGAAGAAAUUGCUAACGAAAUGUAUAGAUCGGGUAUACUAAUGGAGGAUGAUUCUAAAACAGUAGCAAAAAUUCUCAAAGUUCAAAUUCAAACAUUAUUAAAAGAACGGGAAGAAAGAGCUAGGCAACAACAGGUAGAACAAGAAAAAGAGACUCUCCAAAAGCAAGCACUCAUUGCACAACAACUUUACCAACAGCAGCAAUUGCAACAGCAGCUGGAAAAUGACUUGCAAGUGACUGAACUGCAAGUUCCACAGAUGACGCAACAAGGAGCUAUUCAACAAUCACAGCAGCAACUCUCACAGGGAUAUUAUCAACCUUCUUCGCUUCCAUCAUCACAAGCACAACAAACAAUAUACCAACAACAGAUUUCCGUGGGAAAUGAGCAAUUACAGCAAAACUUUCAGCAACAUGCAGUUAGUAGUCAAUUUGCUUUAGGGCAACUACCAUUGCAGCAACCCAUGUCGCAGCUGCAGCAGGAACAGCAGACACUUAAUCAAAUGGCUCCGAGUCAACCAACUCAAGCUAAUAUAGCUCCAACACAGCAACCUAAUUAUAUUUCACAGCAAGUAUUUGUCGAUUCCCAGCAACAGCAGCAAUAUCUCCUACAAUUACAACAGCAAACGACACAUCAAGGACAAUCUCAAGGAACAAAUCUGCAAUAUAUAAACCAAAUCGGUGCACAACAACAAUUGGUGCAACAAAUUUUACAUCUACAACAACAAAAUUUAGCUAUGAUGCAACAACAGCAGCAACAAGCCGAGUUACAAGAACAAAUAUCUACCCUAGAACAACAGCUCCAAGGUAUCAUACCAAUUCAUAGUCAACCAGCUCAAACAGCAGAACAGCAACAACUACAGCAACAAGAACAACAACAAGAACAGCAACAUGAACAACAACAAACGCAAGGACAAGAUGAAAAACAAACGCAAGAACAAGAUGCACAACAAGCACAUGGAAAAGAUCGACAAGAAAAACAAGAAAAACAACAACAACCGCAAGAACAAGAUGAACAACAAACACAAGGAAAAGAUCAACAACAAACAAGCAACAGCGGCAAGGGCAAGGGCAAGAGCAAGGGCAAGGGCAAGGGCAAGGGCAAGGGCAAGGGCAAGGGCAAGGGCAAGGGCAAGGGCAAGGGCAAGGGCAAGGGCAAGGGCAAGGGCAAGGGCAAGGGCAAGGGCAAGGGCAAGGGCACGGGCACGGGCACGGGCACGGGCAAGGGCAAGGGCAAGGGCAAGGGCAAGGGCAAGGGCAAGGGCAAGGCCAAGGGCAAGAGCAAGCGGCAAGAACAAAAGCAGCAGCGGCAAGAACAAAAGCAGCAGCGGCAAGAACAAGAGCAGCAGCGGCAAGAACAAGAGCUGCACCGGCAAGAACAAGAGCAGCAGCGGCAAGUGCAAGAGCAGCAGCAGCAACAGCAACAGUCACUGCAUCAACAGCAACAGUCUCUACAACAACAAACACAGCUCCAAUCGCAGCAACAAAAACAUGUUAUGUAUGUGCAUCAUCAAACCCAACAGGCUACCAAUAAUCUUUUGCAUAAUCCGGCAGUUCAAUUACAAGCAAAACAAAAUAAAUAUACGCCCGAAAAUGUUUGCAAUAACAAGCAGUCAUUGUUGCAGCAAAAUACUAUUGUCCAACAUCAUACAUCGUCAAUAUUACAUCAUUUAGAUUUACAAUCAGAUGAAAUCAACUCUCAAAUUACCAACACGAUACCGAUGCAAAAUUCUCAGACGAUACAACAGUCUUUGCCUGUUCCUGGAACCAUCCAGCAAAUAGUAAUUUCGCAGUCUAUAUCAGAAGUCACUUUUCAACAUGAUCAGGAUCCUUCAAACGAUGUCCUAAAUCGAGCUGUGUGGGAUAAAGACAAACCUUCUCGCGAGGGACAACUACAAUAUCAACAGCAAAUUAUGGAAAAGCAAUCAAUGCAUACCAUUCAUAAAAAUGUUGGAAAUCCAAAGACCAUAACGUCAUUUGGCGUAACACAGUUACAUCCAAGUGUACCCUCGUCCAAUUCUUGCUGUAGUAGCAAUAACAAUACUCAUCAAGGAUCAAAUGCAAUACAUAUUAUUGAAACAACAGCUACUGGAAGUUCGAACACUUCAUAUGCUAUACAAGAUCAGAUAGUAUCAACAGAUUCCCCUUCCCUUCAGACUGCGUUGCCAAAAAGAUUUACUAACGAAAUGAAAAAGCGUCGUAAUCAUCGUUCGACGGAACGAAACCCAAAAUUACACGUUCUCGGAUACCAAAAUAAUGUCAUUGAAUGCGAGAUGGAAAAUCGACCAAAAACUAUAAAGUUUAAAUUCGACCCAACCAAUGUUAACCCAGUUGAGGUAGCUCAAGAUCUUGUCAAACAAGAUUUACUAAGCGAUUCGCAGACAUCAGUUUUCAUUGAUAUGGUUCGCGAUAUUCAACGACAAUUAAAGGAAAAUCCAAAUCAACUACCAAUUGCUUCUCAAUGCUAUCGUCGUUCCAUGGAAAAGGUGCGCCAUGCGUCUCUAACACGCCAGCGAUCGAAUUUUAAAACACAUCAGAGACAUAGAUCUCGUGAUGAAACGUCGACAACAGCAGCAAAUUUUACCUAUAUCUUUGAUCCAACAAUCAUUGACCGGCAAACUCUUGGUACUGGAAUUUCAAGCACUACAUCAUCCUCGACGUCUUCUUCCCCGUUAUCUCAACAACAAGUUAACGCGGUAUUGAUAUCCUCACACUCAAACAUUGGAGCAAUAUCAAUAGAAAAAUCAGAGCUAGGAGAUGAAAAUAAAGCUGAUUUGACAUUGCCACCUUUACUUCACGAUAAAGAUUUUAUAAACAGUGAGGCCGAUCGAAGAAAUGACAACCACCAGGGGAUUAUGACAUAUGUUUCCACACUAACUGAUGAAAGUGCAAAUGAUAAUAAUAGCAGUUGCGAUGAAAACUCACGCAAAGCUAGUACUGUUAGUACAGAUUACACAUCGCAUGAGAACACGCCGGAAAACACUAUUACAUCUGGGAGCAACCUAGAUAUUUUGAAUCCUACUUCUAGCAUUGGUGAACAUGAUACCACCAGUACUGUACCAGUAGUAUCAGACGAAUGUCAAUUAAUGACACAGUUGAUUCCAAAUGAAGAAUAUUUUGCAGCGCACGAUACCAAUGCAAUAAUGGCUAAUCAUAACGAACGCUCACAAGAGAGUAAUUCUACCUCAGUGCCAUUACACCUAACUGCAGCAAGUGAUCCAGUUGAUGGUGCUUUACUUUCUACAGCCAUCAAUAAUCUUCCCGUACAGAAAUCUUCUAGUCAAAAUAUUUAUCAGCCAUUAAAAUCAAAUAUAAACUGUAUUGAAACAGAUUGUAACAAAGAUGAAAUGGUUCUUCAAGGUGUCGAUGAUAUGUCAACGCAUCUUUCUGAUGUAUGUAAAGAAGAACCAGUGCUCAUCGAACCAAACAAAACGCCCAUGGCUACCCCUCAACUGAAAGAACGAAAGUUAUCACGUUUUUCUGUGACACCUGUUGCUUUGCCGCGUGUAUUAGAUGACAACGAGCUUCCAACGAGUUCAUUAUUAGCUGUGGUGGAUUCAGGUACCGCUAAUGCAUUAGAUGAUUGCGAGCAUCCAACGAACUCGUUAUUAACCGAGGUGGAUUCAGAUAUAGCUAGUACUUUGCAAACUGAGACGCAAUUAAAACAUGUAGAAGAAGUAGAGAACUCUUUGGCGGAACCUACGCAGCAAAUAACAACCUCUGUGGAGAACUCCUUACAACAUGAUUCGCUUGAAUAUGCUACGCAAAGUAUGACAAUCCAACAGUCAUUAACUAUGGAAAACGCGGAAUCGAUUCCUUCUAAUCUCGAAAAUUUACUACACCAACAAGAAGUUUUCGUGCAACAUCAGUUGACAGAUAUGGAAAAUCAUCAAAUUCAAGAUUCUUUUAAUGUUCAACCAAUCACAGAUAUUACCGAUGCAACUGCGGUUCAACACCAGCAACUGCAACAGCAGAUGCAAUAUCACAUACAUCAGCAGCAACUACAACAAUUGUCGAUGCAACAACAACAACUGCAACAACAACAACAUCAAUUGCUACAACAACAACAACAACUGAUUCAACAGAAUCAACAAAUCAAACCAACAGAUCAGAUUGGCUUGAUAUCUGGACAGGUUUCUGCCGAUCUAGGAUUGCGUGAAUUGAUGUCUAACAGCAAUCGAAUGCCGGAAACAUUGGAACAGCUUAAGAUCGGCUUGGAAAACAUAACACAUGUUCAUGUGAAUACGAAUAAAUCAAGCGUUUCAACUGGGCUAUCUUCGCAAACUAGCACUACAGCACUUUCCGCGAUGGUUUCUCCGCAUACUGUCCCUUGUUCUUUACCCACAGAAACUGAGCACUCGCAGGAUUUGCAGCAGCAGCAGCAAACGCAGGUGAUAUUUUAUCAAUCAGAAGAAUGUAUCAUAUCGGAUCCAGCCGCGGUUCCUUGGGAUGAACCAAAUGACGCAGUCACAGUCAGCGAUGUCCCUUCCAAAAUCCAAGAUUAUGUCGUUGAAGGAACAACUUACGCAGCAGUCGUGGCAGGCGAAUUUGUGUCGCUAUCUGCUCAACAAAAUAACGUACCAUCGUUAGAUCCAUCAUCUACCGUUGAAUCAGUUGAGCAUUCUCAACAAUACGCAUCGAGACGUACAUCUGCUGAGCUAAGCAACAUCUCUGCUGUCGUUGAUUCGUUGGAGGCAAACACGAUACAACAAUUAUCAGAAGAAUCUAAUAGUGGCGUUGAAUCGAGUAUUUCUAUUGCCUGCGAAAAACAACUUCCAAACCACGAAAGUGUAGAUCGUAUAGACAGUUCUAGCAAUCUGACAACCCUGCAGUUGAAGUUGUCACAGCUGACAGUUUGCGCAGAAUCACCAAAGGUCACGGAUCACCAUACUUUAACGCAACAAUUGCAUUCGGUUGUUUGCAGUCCUUCUGAUGAACCCAGCACCACUAUUAAUAUGUCGAAUGAUUCCAGACCUUUGAUAAGAAAAGUGUCGCGUUUCCAGGUUCACACCGUACAAGAAUCUCCCUUUUCGGUUGAAUUGCCAUCGAAUGCGCAACAUGAUCUUGUCAGUACUGCGAUGUCUGUUGACGUCCCUACGAGUACGGCAUUCUCAUCUCCAACGGAUGAAAAAUCUUCGCAAUACCAACAACAAACGGCAACGGUUGUUUGUGAAGUUUCUACUACAAAUGAUCUAGAAGCGAUGUUGAAUCAAGUGCUUCCAAAAACUCCAAACAUGGAAACAACUGCACCGAAUUUCAUCAAUACGAAUUCCUCUCAGGGUAUCAUUCAACAAGCAACAACACCAACAACUUCUUUGCAGCUGCUGCAUAGUGCAUCUCCUUCAACGGAUUCAGAUACACAAGAGCAGAUGAUAGAAAAUCAACACGCUACCCACGGAAUAAGUAUACAACAUCCAUCACACACACAAAUGCAAAUACAAGGAGAGGUUGCGAUAGGAACAAAUUCACAUACUGACAUACAAUCUUCAUUAAUGGACGGCACUAGUUAUACUAUCGUGUCUCAACAGCCUCUACAAUCUCAAACUCUUACAAGUUCACAAUCACAGCAACCACAACCUUCACCAGAGCCAACAUUUAACAAUGCCGAUAUCGAUAAUAAUUUGAUUGCCAUUCAAAAUCAUUUAUACGGAUUGUCAUUAAUGCCAAACUCAAGGCAACAACUACAACUAUUAUUGCAAAAGCAGCACAUCGAACAUGAGGAGUUGAAGCUACGCCACUUUUUAGAAUUAGAAAAGUUUCUAAAACAGCAAAACGAGGAAAUGAAACCGACGCAGGUCAAUGUGUCUUCUGGUCCUCCUGCGACAUGUAAUUCGCCACCAACAACGAAUCCUUCGCCGCACGUUGAUCUUCAAUCUGAAAAUCAGCAAAUGAUCUCAAAUCAACCAGCGCAAUCGAUUUUCGUAGUACCUAUUUCAGCACCCGUUACGAUGACGCAAAUAACAUCGCCUUCCGCAACUCCUGGUAAUCUUGUUGCAUUUGAUGUAAACUCCGUGGGAACACUAGCCAUGUCAACAGGAUCAUCUGGAACUGGAAGCAGUACCGACGCAGACCUGCAAGAAACAAUUCUAACAUCAAAUGCGUCCAAUACUAUGGAUACGAUCACUAUUUUACAACAUUAGUAACAACUGCACCAUCUCCAGCAUCAGACAGAACCUGAAUUGCAAUAGCAACAACUGCAACUGUGAACCGUUUCAACAACAUAAGUAAUGCAGGCAUUUCGCCUUCGUAAAUAAAUCCCAAUGUUGUCUUAAAAUGUGUAUCAAAUGUCUCAAAACAAAACAAAAACUCAGUAAUUGCUAAAAUCGAGAGAAAGGUAUAAAUAUAAAAACAUAAAUAAUAACAUAUAUAUGCAUUAGUUUGCUUAUAUAAUUCAAAUAUGUUGUUUAAAUAAAAACCUACAACUUAAGCCAUUCUUACAACUCAAGGUUAUUUAGUUAACGGUACGGUAGAUUUUUGUUUUAUUUGUUUUUGCUUUAAUUUGGGAAGAAAAUACGUUAAUAACUACGAAAUGUAAAUUUAACAAUAUUUACGUGGUAGAGUGGAAGUGUUAAUAUCGAAAUAUAUUGCUAUGUGAAAUAUUGUAAAAGAAGUGGAAUAUAAAUUCCUGCAGAUUGUAUAUAACUAACUUAAAAAGUGAGUUAAGCUGUAUCAUAAAGAAAUAAACUGUAGAAUGAUUGUAUAAUUGUUCUUAAUGACGGCAGUUGAUACCGUCCCACGAUCAAGAGAGGUAUACAUUGAACAAAUUUGACUUCUUAGAUAGUUGUAUCCAUCAAUGCAUGAAAAAGUAGAUGGAUUUAAUGCCAAUAAGCGAUAACAUUGAAAAUGAUAAUUUUCGUGGGCUUGAGUUAUUAACAAAAAAUGGCGUAAGCCCUUCGUGUAAAAAAGUACUUUGCCGGGCCACUAUGUUGGGUGGUUUAUAAUAUAAUCGGUUAAAUAUAACAUAUUGCAAAUAUUACUUUCAGUGUGGCAUGAGUAAACAAAGCAUAAAAUAAACACUUAAAGGUUCAGCAUCCGAAUAUAUGAAAAAUCAUGAGGCACAUGGCCUAAGGUCGAGUUUAUGAAUCUGCAAUUAGGAAUUUCUGUUAAAAGAAUUGAGCACUAAAAAACGUGUAUCAUACUUGUAAAUAAAACAGACAAAUGAGGCCAAUCGGCAUAAAGACUCUAUAAAAAUAAACAAACAAAAAAUACGUGUAAAUAAAUAGUUGAUGGCAUAAUAAUUUGAGCCUUUACUAACCGCA